Argiope bruennichi is the source of this 811-nucleotide messenger RNA. RefSeq names its product probable DNA-directed RNA polymerase subunit delta. The transcript is spliced from 8 exons. Bases 280 to 660 code for a protein of 126 amino acids. NCBI's taxonomy places the organism in Eukaryota, Metazoa, Arthropoda, Arachnida, Araneae, Araneidae. The record is from RefSeq and is a predicted model, not a curated record.
AAGUGAUCGGUUUCUAUUUUUCAAUUCUGUCAAAUGAAGCUUGGAUUUUUUAAAUGGUAUUAUAUUGAGAAGGAACCAUCUGGUCGCUGACGAUAGCUUGUUGUGGAAUGCAUUUGCAAGAAUGAAAUCAGAGAUUUCUGCAUGAUCCGAGACUGAAAAAUCUUCCAAAGUCUAACUUUACUGCAAUUGUAUGUUCACUAUGUAGUCUGAAACUGAAAAAUACAAUAGUGACUGAAAUAGAAAGUGAAAGCCAAGAAUGAAAAUUCUGCCAGUAAUGCAAUGGCCGAUUUCCAGAAUUUCGUAAUUGACUGGAGCACUGUUUUUGUUCUGAGUUUGAUGAUCGGAAUAGUUAUCGUCAGAGCGUUUUUCUUAUAUGAUGCGCUAUACAGAGGUGACGAUUUAUUUCAAGAGGAUGAUGAAUUUGAAGACAUUGAAGCUGCGCAAAGUGAUGAUGAAUUUGAAGACAAUGAAGAUGCGCACAGUGGUGAUGAAUUUGAAGACAAUGAAGAUGCGCACAGUGGUGAUGAAUGUGAAGACAUUGAAGUUGCGCACAGUGGUGAUGAAUUGUUAGAUGAUGAUAAUGGCAGUUACAGGGAGGUAUGUCAUGCCGAUUUGACGAGACGUACCGGAAUAACUGAAAAUCCUGAAGAAGAAAAAUAGAGGUUUUCUUCUGAUGCAGAAAAACGUAUGAGAGAUUCAACAAUGGCAGGAGGCUUUCAGGAUACAUGUCAUUUUUGCUUUCUCUGACGCCAAUUCAUUUUUUUUUUAAUGUACCGCAUAUAAAUGCGAUGAAACUUUUGUUUUUGUAUAA